GAUGCCAUGGAGCCGGCUGCCCCGUCGGCGGGCUGCCCUGAGGGCCGGCGUCGGGAAUAAGUCCGCUAGGGUGGCGGGGGCAGGGUGUCCCCAGCACGCCCCCAGCAGUCGGCUGGCCCGUCUGCCGCGGCCCUGGGUGCUGGGUGCCCUGUCCCGUGUCAGGGUCAGCAGCUGCCUGCGGCCAGGGCCUGGCGGGCGCGGGCCAGCGCAGGGCAGAGCCCCUGGCCCGGCGCGGGGUGUCGCUGGGCAGAGCCCGGCUUGCAGGCUCUCUGCAACACGCAGGGCCGAGGCGGCGUCUUCAUCUUGUCUGGCUUCUUUAUCAUGUGUCUUUGUAAUAGUCAUAGAUGCUUCAGUAGAACAGAUGUAAAGGUCACCUGAGACCCCCUUUACAGACACUAACCGCAGGUGCGGGGCGGGGUUGAGCCUGUUCUUUGCGUAGGCAGAGGGAAUUCCUGGUAUUUCAGAAAAGAAGCAGCAAUAACUUUGGAAGAACAUGACUUUGAAAUUCCUAUGCCUAAACAUUAAAGAUUAAUUCCUGAUUUCGCUGUUUGAGGAGUGUGUGGUAAUUUAACAACUGAAUUUGUAUUAAUGCUGAAUCAUGUGUUAUUCCUUAGCACUUUGUCAAGAAGAAAUAACCACAAACAGCAGCAGUGUAGCAGAUUGUUUCUUCUCCAGCCUGGUUAUGCAGUAACAAUGGAGACUUCUGAUGAAGAAAACUUCGUGGCCAUAUCCUCCCCUUCUGAUGCAGAGUUUGAUACAGUUGUUGGGUAUCUGGAGGCUAUCAUAAUAGCAGCAACAUUGUGUAACUGGAGAUGGGUGUCAUCAUGUCUUGCCACUUUUCACUUUUUGAGACUGUCCAGAGCUGAUUUUGUUGCGUGUGUAACUCACACGUUUGCAUACAACAGUAAUGUGGCAGGACCUGUUCAUAGCAGGAACAUUGAAUGGCACCAAUCUCAUUGUAUGAGCUUAGAUGAUGAUUUCCAGUUAACACAGAGGACGUUUAUGGAGAAGCACUACCGGGAGUUUGAUGACUCGGAAGAAUACAAGCUCAUCUAUACUUUUAUUUUUAAUGAAUAUAUCUCUAUAGUAAAGAAAUACAUGGAAGAAAAGCUGCUUGAUUUGAUUCCUGGUUUUGAUAUGACUGCUUUCACAAUGUCAUUGCAACAGCACAAAGAUGAAAUGGCAAGUGAACUAUUCGAUAUGCUUCUCACAUUUACUGACUUUCCGGCUUUCAAAGAAAUGUUCUUGGAUUACAAAGCUGAAAAGGAAGGUCAAAGCCUGGAUUUAAGCAGUGGACUAGUGGUGACUUCAUUAAACAAGUAAUCAAUAAUCUCCUAGAGCAGUUUAUGCAUUACUUCCCUUCUGCAGAUGAGUGCUGCUGCUUUCGUUUGGACACUAAAACACUAAAGGUCAUAAGAAGCCGGCACUUUUACAUGAUGAAAACUCCUUCACCCUCAAGACUAUACCUUCACAGGCCUGAUGCUAGAAACAUCUGUUUGUGAAUUCUCAUUAGUAUUGUAAUUGUUUUUAGUAAACACAGUAUUUGUACACCAGCCUAACUGUUGCGCAUGCUGAGAAGCUCGGCAUACUGAGAGGACAACAGAUAGGUCUGUGUGCCUGUUAUUGGGGUUGGCAUCUUCACCAUCUCCCCAAAAUGGAGAACUUCUCAGAAUCAAAAAGACAGUGUAAGAAGAGUAUGUCCCUCCAGCUCUUGGAAGGACAGGUGUGAAUAUAUAACCUCAGAGUCCCUCAUAUGUUUGUUGGUUUGGGUUUUUUUUUAAAAAUACUUUGGUAUGAUCUUAAGUGCUAUGGGUUUCGAAUGGAAGAACAUGUUUUAAUAUUCUUAAUAGAUGUUCUAGCAUAAGACUGGCUCUCAGCUCUGACAGCUGGUAUGUCAGUGUGUAAAUCUGUCUGCUUUCUGGCUUUUGAAGUCUUAUCCCUAAUGUGCAGAGUUCUCUGAUUCACUUGUUCAGGCCCCAGCUAUUCUACAUUGUGGAAAAUAACCACGAUAAACCAAAAUCCGACCAAUGUAUUGAAGUUGUUACUUCCUUUUCAGUAGUGGCACAGCUGCUUUAGUUCUAGUAAUGCAAGCCUGAUGGUAGGUUGGGCACAGACGUGUUUACCACUGUGUCACUAAAUAGCAUGCUGAUGAAAAGGCACGGUUUUGCUAUUAAGCUGUUAGCAACACUAGCCUAGACAGUAAAAUUAUGGCCUGGGGUUCUUCGGUUAACUCCUUGCCUCUUUAUAUAAUGUUGACUUUUUAAUGUUGGGAACAGAUUUUAUUGAAUUUUAAAAGAAUCCUGUUGACAUAUUUUAAUUGUUAAUUGUUGAGCUAAUAUAAUUACUUGCAGCUAAAACUAAAAAUACUCAUCAUUUUUUUUACUGAGAAAAGUUUUCAUUCUUUUUUUUAUUACAGUUGUUUCAAUUAAUUGCUUUAAUGGUAGUGUAAGUGAAUACCUCAGGCAGUUAUAUUCUGAAGGGAGUCCUGUUGUAUUUUAAGCAAGGUCUCUUGUCAUUUCAGAGGCUACAA
Molecule: messenger RNA, 2530 nt
Organism: Falco peregrinus (peregrine falcon)
Lineage: Eukaryota; Metazoa; Chordata; Aves; Falconiformes; Falconidae
Gene: ARL2BP
Product: ADP ribosylation factor like GTPase 2 binding protein
Exons: 7
Coding region: 589-1323 (244 amino acids)
Biological process (GO): maintenance of protein location in nucleus; positive regulation of tyrosine phosphorylation of STAT protein
Cellular component (GO): mitochondrial intermembrane space
Source: RefSeq, a predicted model, not a curated record